Molecule: messenger RNA, 1599 nt
Organism: Hevea brasiliensis (rubber tree)
Lineage: Eukaryota; Viridiplantae; Streptophyta; Magnoliopsida; Malpighiales; Euphorbiaceae
Product: B3 domain-containing transcription factor VRN1
Exons: 4
Coding region: 361-1434 (357 amino acids)
Molecular function (GO): DNA binding
Source: RefSeq, a predicted model, not a curated record
UUUGUCUUCUCUCAAAUAAAGUGUUAAAUUGAAUUUGUUUACAAUUAGCCAAGAAAAUAAAUAAAUUUAUGAUUUCUCUUUAUUCAAGAAAAGAGGAGGAGGAUUUUGAGUUUUUGGCUAACCGACCUAUUCUUUGAGAUUGAUCCAAUCUUAAAUGGUAUGAAUAAGAGUAUUCCGUUAUCAUUUGCUCUCCAAUAGGACUGGAUCAGAGUGGUCUUCGUCAAGUCUAGGUGAUAUACACGGAGUAGGAAGAUGUAUAUACAUGCGGCGGCUGCCUCCAGAGUCCAGUGCCAAGAGCCAAGUUUAAUUUUCUUGCUACAUGCUGGUUUAGUGUGGUAGCAGUAUUGAAUCUAUUCAACAAUGAGUUCUCAAGGUCUGCAACUGAAAGGAAGGGAUGAUAAUUUUAAUCUCACAGCAAAAAUACCCCAGUUUUUCAAGAUAAUUCUUCAAAGUACUGCUCUUGAGGGAAGACUUCGGAUUCCGAUAAAGUUUGUGAAGAAAUAUGGGAAUUGUUUAUCAAGUCCAAUGAUCCUUGAGAUUCCUACUGGCAACACGUGGCAAGUAGAGUUGUUAAAGAAUGGGGAUGAUGUUUGGCUUGAAAAGGGUUGGCAAGAAUUUUCAGAGUAUCACUCCCUGAAGCAUGGGCAUUUGUUACUGUUUAAAUAUGAAGGAGAAUGCAAUUUCAGUGUGCUUAUAUUUGACAUGAGUGCUGUAGAGAUUGAGUAUCCAGGCAGGGAUAUCCAUUCAGGGAAAGAGACCAAGAAGCAAGAAAACGUGGGGGAUUUAAAGAGUAAAGCACAAAACUAUGGGUCGAAAGGCAACCAAUCCACGCCUAUACAGAUUGAGGAUUCAGAUUAUGCUGUAGAGAUUGAGUGUCCUGGCAGGGAUAUCCAUUCAGGGAGAGAUACCAAGAAGCAAGAAAAUGAAGAGGAUUUAAAGAGUAAAGCACUAAAUAAUGGGUCCACAAGCAACCAAUCCACACCCAUACAGAUUGAGGAUUCAGAUUGCUCCACUCAAGAAUUCAGAGUAAAGUCCAACGAAUCGAGGAGUGAAAAGAGUGUUGGUAAGCAAGCUGGAAGGCCUUCAAGUUCAAAUGUUUCUACAGCUCUUGAAGCUGCCAACAAAUUUACCUCAAGCUACCCAUAUCUCAAGGUCAUUAUGGAUGCAUAUCGUAAAGGGCCUCUCUAUUUGAGAAUACCUAUUACCUUUAUCCGGGAGCAUAUGAAAUGUGAAACUCAUACUGUGGGGCUUAAGGUUGCAGAAAAAACAUGGCUUGUGAAUUUGUAUGUUAGUAAAAGAUCAGGUCAACUUUGUGGUGGUUGGCCUGUGUUUGUGAGGGAAAAUUGUCUGAAGAAAGGAGACAUAUGCAUCUUUGAGCUGGUUGGAAGGAGAAUGAUGAAUGUGCACAUUUUCAGGCGGCCUUGUGGUGCUUAACUGGUUGCUGCUAUUGCCCCUUUGCUAUCAGAAGUCUCUUUCUUUUCAUCCUCAAUGUAUGAGAAAAUGUAACUUUCAGUUUUAAAUUGGUUGGGGAAAUGGCCUAUUUUUGGGACUCCAUCAUGAGUCAUUAGCACUUGGCAUAACCUUUUUGAGUUUUCUAAA